Talaromyces stipitatus ATCC 10500 is the source of this 5091-nucleotide messenger RNA. Its product is annotated as BTB domain and ankyrin repeat protein. The record is from RefSeq and is a predicted model, not a curated record. Lineage: Eukaryota; Fungi; Ascomycota; Eurotiomycetes; Eurotiales; Trichocomaceae. Bases 1 to 5091 code for a protein of 1696 amino acids. Gene Ontology annotation, molecular function: protein binding. The transcript is spliced from 4 exons.
AUGAGUAGCACGCUUCUGCAAUACUUUCUUCAGGAUGAUGUGGACAGUUUCAAGCGCCUGCUGGCAAACGUCAGUAAUGCGCCAACUGGCCAGCGUUCGGCGCCAGGCAGCAUCACGCCAAAGAUAGGAAGUCCCUCAUACGGUUCGUCGCCGAGUACCUCGUCGCGCAACCACAAAAAGGUCAUCGGAACCUCGCCAGGUACACCACAUGUCGAUCGCAGUGGAUAUGGGCGAAGCCAUGCGACCCCGUGGUCUCGUACACAAGUGAACGCACGCGAUCAAAACGGACGUACCCUGCUCCAUCAGAUUGCCUCAUCGCCGAAACCGACUGUCAUCGAGUUCGCGAACGCGCUAUUGGAGUUACCGUUCGUUGACAUUUAUGCACAAGACUCGGAGAGUGGAUGGACAGCACUGCAUAGAGCUUUGUACUCUGGGAACAUAGCUGUUGCGCAGGCUUUGAUGCAAAGAGAUCUCCGAAGCGCUACCGAUUUCAGUGCUCCUAGUAGCCUUCACCAUUUGACUGCAAGUCUGAUCAAGAUCAAAGACCGGGAGGGAAACAGUCCCUUUGACGUCUACGGAGCCACUAUUAGUGGCCGUGACAUUAAGCGAACUGACGGAAAGCCACUGGGAGACUUUGUAGGAAAUGACAGUGAUAUCGAGGCCUCGUCUCCCGAAACCUCCGUUUACGGAGGGGAUAGUCCCGAAGAUGGAAUUCUAGCGAGAGCGCAAUUGAAAGCCCGGACAAACCUACAAGGUGAUGAGGUGUUUACUUUUGGCAGUAACAAGAACAUGACUCUUGGUUUGGGAGAUGAGGAUGACCGACAAUUUCCGGAAAGGAUUUCAUUGGAUCGACCCGAUCACCUUCUUCAACGAUUUUUCAUGGAACGAGAAAAGGCCCGCGAGCAUCAGGAACAACGCUCCACCCUGUUUGGUCAAGCUAUAGGCCAUGCUGACAAUCAAGAUAACCUGCCUACUUUGAUCACAUCAAAGCCGUUAUCCGUUCAAGAUGUAUACAUGUCAAAACUACACACAGCGGUCUUGACUAACGAUCCGGAAUCGAAUCUGUAUAUGUCUGGAUUUGGACCUGGUGGCCGACUGGGCACUGGUGAUGAAGCGACCAGAUACCAUUUUGUCUGCAUUGAAACAGGUGGAUUAGCCGGAAAGAAGGUCAUAUCACUUGCUCUUGGGCAAGAUCAUUCCAUCGCUAUUUCCGAACAAGGUGAAGUCUUCACAUGGGGAAGUAACAAAUACGGCCAACUAGGCUAUAAUCUUCCACGAGCCAAUAACAAGAGAGACACACCGAUGCAGAGCACCCCACGACAGGUUUUCAACCCGUUCAAACGCGAAGUCAUACUUGGGGCGGCCGCCUCUGCAAUUCAUUCCGUGGUGUUUAGUUCUUCCGGUCUCUAUACGUUUGGUAAAAAUGAGGGACAACUUGGUCUUGUCGACUCUGAUGCUCGUUCGCUGGAAGUUCAGGUUACCCCUCGCCGUGUAGGAGUGUCUCUCUUCAAUGCACCCAUCCGCAUGGUAUCCGCCAUUGAUAGGGCUACUGCAGUUCUUCUCGAGACUAACGAGACCUGGGUUUUCACGCAUUAUGGCUAUUCGAAGGUCAUUUUCCCACUCGAUUUCAGUUCAUACUUUAUUAAGGAAAGUUUUCUGGCGACCAGGUACGGCAACACAGCAAAUCGUGUCAUCAAGAUCACUGCCGGCGGAAACACUAUCUGUGCGCUAUCCAGCUUCGGAGAAGUCUACAGUGUCCAUGUGAACGGUAAACCCGAUCAUACUUCUAUUGCUUCAUCGACAACAAAUCCCGCCAAAAUACGAAACUCUCUUUCCACACCAGAACGUGUUUGGUCUGUGAGAAAGUCCCAUAUGGCUGCAAAUGAUGUCGAUGUCGGGCAAGAUGGUUCUAUCAUUAUCUGUACGACUUCCGGGUCUGCAUGGAGGAAAGAGAAACGCGCCAAAAUCAAAGCGUCAAACUCCAAAGACUAUAAAUUCGUGCGUAUUGCAGGUCUCUCCAGGGUCACCGCCGUCAGAAGCAAUGCGUAUGGUGCAUUUGCUGCUAUCCAAAAAGACUGCGAUGUAACGAAGGAGCAAGUGACCGUCUCUCCGUCUUCCUUAUGGAACGACUUUUUCCAGCUUUUGCCGGUCAAGUCUCUGGCAGAGAAUGUCGAAACUGAUGUGAAGGGCGACUUGAUUAUUAGACACCAGGUAGCCAAGAUGAAGGUAGCGGUUUCGUCUUCCUCCGAUGUGGAGUCCGAGGUUCGGCGUAUCGUGGAGAGGAGUGACAUGGAAAGGUCUGGGCACCUCAUCUGGUUGAGAACCACGGUAUCCGAUACACGAGUACCCGUUCACGAAUUCAUUCUGGCUGGUCGGAGUCCUGUUAUGCGAACAGCACUAGCUGAGUCUCGGCGAACCCAUCACUUCUCGAUCUCAGACUUCAUAACACUAGGAUUCAACGACGAUGGCAACCAUGAGCUUGUCUUGCAAGGAAUGGAUUUUCUUUCACUUCUGACUCUAGUUGUGUUCCUCUAUACCGAUGAUGUAUUGGACGUGUGGCGUGAUGUCAGACAUGACUCGGUCAAUGCCUAUAGGUAUAGACAAGUUCGAACUGAGGUCAUGCGGAUCGCUACAUAUCUGGAUAUUCGGCCUCUGGAGCGAGCUGCACGUGUUAUGGGUGAACCGUCUCGGACAUUGCAUGAUGAUAUGGACAGAGCACUCAACGAUCCGUCAUUCUUUGAGAGCGGCGACGUUACGAUACGCUUAAAGGAUGCGAGAGUUCGUGCUCAUAAACAGGUUGUCUGCCAAAGAUGUCCUUUCUUCGACGCUCUGUUCCAUGGUCGGUCCGGCGGGAGAUGGCUCGAUUCAAGACGUCAGGACGAAGCUAUAACAAUUGACCUUCAGGAUAUGGAAUCAAACGUCUUCAAUUUUGUCCUUCGUCAUUUAUAUGCAGAUACAGAAGAGGAGCUGUUCGACGAUGUGCGAUACAGUAGCCUUGAUGAUUUCAUUGACUUGGUUCUCGAUGUAAUGUUCGCAGCCAAUGAGCUCAUGAUUGACCGGUUGGCUCAGGUUUGUCAGAAGAUGCUAGGCCGGUUUGUCGACACCCGCAAUGUUUGUCAACUGCUCAAUGCGGUUGCUCCGUGUACUGUAACAGAGUUUAAGGAGGCUGCUUUGGAGUAUAUGUGCCUGAAUUUGGAGACUUUGCUUGAGAAUAGGCUACUCGAUGACCUUGAGGAAGAUCUAAUGGACGAAUUAGACUUAAUCUGCCAGGAGAAUCAGCUUGCUCGAUAUCCUAUCUCUCGUGGACGUAACUCAGAGGAAGCGCUACUUGAAAAGUACCCUGAGUUAGUCACCGGUCUUGAAAUAGAUAGGCAGAGGAGAGUUGAUUCAAUGCGGCUAAGCUCGCGUCGUGAUCAAGACGAACUAUUCGAUGAAAGGAUCCGAGCAAAUGUGAGUGACAAAGGUACACCGUCACCAUACGUUCGAAAAAUGAAGGCUGCUCAAAGUGGUGAGCCCAGGCUGUCUGCAGGAAGCCCGACACUGAAGGCUCGACAAUCUAUGAACGAUCUCAUGUUUCAAAUGGAUGACGAAUCCGCAGUGUCACCGACUCCAAUGCGUAGGGGAAAAACUCCCAUGGCUAGUCCGCUAAUAGCAGAAGAUCUGGACGAUCUCUCACAACCACCAGCUCUGUCUCUUUCUUACGGCCAAGGAGAUUCUUUAGGCGAUGCGAGCUACUUGGAAGCUAGAGUGGGAUCUAUUGAAACCGGUGCGGCUGGCAUUUCAAAUGUGUCCACUACACCGACAAUUCAGCCGAACCCCCCUGCUGCGACUUCAAAGGGAGCACCAUGGGUAUCGGCUGAUAUAUCUGGUGAUAAGAGAAACCUCAAAGACAUUAUGGCUGAGACCUCCACGUCACGCGUUUCCAAUCUUACCCUUGGUAUGACAGAUCGGUCAAACACUCAGUCUGGUGGUACUUUCACUCAGAAGAUGUCACAAAAAGAACGCAAAAGACUCCAGCAAAUACAAGCCCAGGAAGCUCUGGCUGCGCAACAAAAGGCCGCAGUUGAAUCUCGACAGUCACCUUGGCAGACUGUCAGCAAAAAGCCCACUCCAAGCUCUCUUACUGGAGAUGAUAGCGCGAAUCAGUUCAAGACUGUUCAGAAGCCUGCCAUGACCCUUCGACAAACAGUGGCUGGAAGUCCAUCGAUUCGUCCGACUUCAAACCCUGGACUGUCACCAAGUGGUCAAGGACGGGGUCUCUCGCAGCCUCUUCUAGGUCCUUCCACAAAUGCAAAGCCCAUACCAGCAAGGACCAACCCGGUUGCUUUAAAGACGAGACCGUCACCUAGCUUGUCUCCUCUCUCCACGCCACAACCGAUUAUACAGUCGAUUCGUCACACUCCUCGUCCUGAACGGUCUCUUCCUGGCCCUUCAGGUCAAACUUCUCUGGCUUCGAUUCUCCUUCAACAGCAAGCAGAGAAGGAUGAAAUUCGUGAAGCAGCGUCCGCUAAGCACAAUUUACAGGACAUUCAAGCAGAACAAGAGUUUCAAGAGUGGUGGGACAAGGAAAGCAAGCGUGUUAUGGAAGCUGAAGCUGCGGCUGCGGCUGCGGCUGCUUCUCAGACGUCGAGAAACCGGAAUGGUCGACGUAAAAAUAGAGGGCAACAGUCACAACAGCAUCAACAGCGACAAGGAGGGAAUAAACCUCAACAACGAGAGAAAGCAGACAUGUCGAACGAAGCUCCUCGUUCUCAGGGGAAACGUCCUACUCAUCAUCGACCUCCCAAGAACCCACAGCCACCAGCUGGCCCUGGUAACAGCCGUUCCGAAAGCAUCCAUAGUCGUGGAAAUGGUAGAGGUGGAGGGGGUCGACUGGAAGGCGUGAUUGAUGGUGUGGGUGGCAUGGGAGAUGUUGAGCUGGGUACUGAUGGUGGAGGUGUAGGAGGAGGUGGACGGUCUGGCGAUAUUGAGCUGGGUUCUGGUCGUGAAGAUGGUGGAGAACGAUCUGGAGACCUGAUCGAUGGUAAUGACCCGGGAGACAUGACCUGGAUGCUGAUCGUGAAGACAGCAGAGGCAGACCUGGAGUUGUGA